Molecule: messenger RNA, 1164 nt
Organism: Anastrepha ludens (Mexican fruit fly)
Lineage: Eukaryota; Metazoa; Arthropoda; Insecta; Diptera; Tephritidae
Exons: 2
Coding region: 457-1143 (228 amino acids)
Source: RefSeq, a predicted model, not a curated record
UCGACAAUUGUUUCAGGUCCUCAAUUUCGAUCUGUAACUCCACGUCUGUCGAAACAUUUUCCUUGUGCGAGCCACACUCUAAAUCUUUUGGCUUCAACCGAUUUCAACAAAAUUAUGAAUUCUUCAAGUCAGGAUAUAAAAGAUAUUCACAAAAGAUCUUUCCAAAGGCAAAAAAUCCUUCAAUUUAAUUGAAAUUUUUUAUAUUUACAUAUUUUCUUACUGCACAGAUGCACACAACUUUGGAAUAAAUGCAAUAGACCGAAAUCUGCAGAAGUAGUUAAUGGAGUGAUAAAUGCGAAUUUAAUAACUCCAUGCAUAACAAGGUGGAACUCGCUUUAUGAUUCCGUAAAUAAGUUACUGGAGCACAAAACCAAUUUAGCAGAAUUGUGUUUCCGUUUAAAAAUUCCUACCAUUCUCAGUGGUGAGCUUGAGUACUUAGAGGAAUACGUAAAGCUUAUGAGACCUAUUGCAGAAGCAAUCGAUUUCCUUCAGGGUGAAAAGACCAUGUAUUUUGGUUAUUUCAUACCCACUAUAGUGUCCUUAAGUAUAAAAAUGCGUCGUUUGGAGCCUAAAAGUUUGAAGUAUUUAACCGAAAGUAGCAAAAAAAUGCAUGAAGCUUUGCUUAAAAGAUUUGAAAAGUACUUCCUGAUUCAGCCUGACGCUUGGGAUGCUGUUAUUGCCGCUAUUUCUGUCCCUGACAUUAAGUUGCGAUUUGUGAAAGCUCUUUUAGAAACAGCUAAAACGCAAACAGAAGAGGAAGUUAAAAAAAUGUUCAACACUUAUGUGGUCAAGUAUGGAAAAGUAGCCUGUGCCAAAACUCGUAUUCUACCUCAACCACCUCAAAAAACAUUUUUUGACUUCGGGGAUGAAAGUAAUGAUAUUAGCAUACAAUGUGGUUCCACUGACUCGGAAAAUUAUCUGCAAGAAACGCUAUUAUACCUGGCCGAACGAGAAGAAACAACAAGUUGCCUAAAUAAAUAUCAGGCUAUUAAAAACGUAUUUUUAAAAUAUAAUACCCCAUUACCGUCAUCUGCACCUGUAGAACGGUUGUUUUCAUUCGCUGGAAUUGUAAAUCAGUCUAGAAGGCAAAAACUCAGCGAUGCAAAUUUUGAAAUGCUUGUGUUAAGAAAGGCUAAUAGCUAAUAGCAAAUAAAAUUAUAUUAA